GAUGUUUAUAAGAUGGUUUCAUAAGUUGACCAUAUUUUAUUGAGACCGGAUACUUGCAUAGGAAGUGUUGAGAUAUCAGAUUAAGAAUAAUGGAUAUUUGAAGACAGUGAUUAGAUCAGUUUUAAAUUAGAGGAAUAUAUUUAUUGUUGAGGAUUAUAUAAGAUAUUUGAUGAGAUAUUGGUGAUAGCAGCAGAUAAUUAUUAGAGAGAUAAAUCUACAGAUAGAAUAUCUGUGACAGUAGAUAAUGAUUUUAAAAUGAUAGAGAAUGCUGGACCAGGCAUUCCAAUAUAAAUACUUAAAUAAAACAAUAUAUAUAUACCAGAGAUGAUAUUUGG
Molecule: messenger RNA, 335 nt
Organism: Paramecium sonneborni
Lineage: Eukaryota; Ciliophora; Oligohymenophorea; Peniculida; Parameciidae
Source: the annotation of a GenBank genome assembly